Messenger RNA from Arctia plantaginis, 3255 nucleotides. NCBI's taxonomy places the organism in Eukaryota, Metazoa, Arthropoda, Insecta, Lepidoptera, Erebidae. The record is from the annotation of a GenBank genome assembly.
AUGGAAACCGAUAUUAUGGAGAUUAGAGGGGCGGGAGAUGGAGCUGCGUCCGGAGAAUACAUCCGACCUCCUUCAAAACGUUAUUCCUGGGCAGAAGUUAGACAAGCAGUUCAUGAUUUACGAAAAGAAUUAUCAUGUCUCUCCACCAUGGUGCCACUAGCUAUAAGCUUUAGAAAACUGAGCAAUGGGAAGACAAGGAUAUAUUUCUUAAGGAACCCGCAAAAUGGAUGGGAGAUAACACUUUUGUACACAGAUGUGACACUAUCACAACAGCCAAAUACCUCCAGAUUAGACUGGAAACCGCUAAUAGAAUCAAAUGUAGCCCUCGGCGUGACCUCUGGGAAAUGGUCCAGGGAGGAACAGCUCCUCUGGGAACGUCAGAGAGUCGCUGCGUGGGGUAUAGCGUCGUACGAGCUCCACCCUUCCACGGGCAGGAUCAUGUUUCCAUGUGCUUCUUCGUUAUUUGUUGCAGACGAAGGUGUCAGUCAGUCACCGCCCCUAGUCCCUCGUUCUCUAAACACGGGGGGUGGCGCACCGCUAACGCCGGCGAUGUGUCCCCGAUCUCCGGAGCUGAUCGCGCACGCCGCUAGAGGGGAUAUCUGGCUUGCUGGAGGACAUCUCCGCAGGCCCACAAGAUUAACUUAUGCAUGUAAAGGACAUGAGCCCGAAAGGUUAGCAGACGACCCUCGUCAAGCCGGAGUGCCGUGUUACGUCACGCAGGAAGAGUUCUCCAGGUAUACAGGGUUCUGGUGGCAGCCUCAGGCCGAUGAUGAUGUAUACAGGAUAGUAUACGAAGAAGUAGAUGAGAGUGAAGUGAAGAUCUUCAGUUUCCCAUCUUCACAGAGCAGUAGUGGAGAAGUUGAAGAAUUUAGGUUUCCACGUGCUGGCACACCCAAUGCUAAAUCCUCUCUGAAGAUGGUUACGUUUAGGUUACGAAAGGCAUCGCCGACCACAGUACUGGAUUAUUAUCAGGAGGCUGCUGAACAUUCUGCGGAACUUACCAACGGAGCAAUGGAGGUGACUGACAUCCGGUGGUACGAGUUAAGGCAGCCGUUGAAGGACACGUUUCCUUGGUUCGAGUACCUGGCCAGGGUUGGAUGGACGCCGGACGGACGAUAUGUGUGGGUCCAACUGCUGGAUCGGAAACAGCAACGAUUGGAACUGGCCCUGAUCCCGCUGGAGCAGUUCUCGUCUCCGACAAGUUACGAACAUGCGCCGGAUAACCUUCAAGCCAGGAACACCCACUAUCAUCAUGGAGGAUGUGAUCAGCCAAUCCAAGAAAUCCAAGUCCUAAUAUCGGAGUCAGCCCCUGACGCGUGGAUCAACGUCCACGACAUUCUGCACUUCCUGCCAGCUCCUCAGAACCAGGUGUCGUUCAUCUGGGCGAGUGAGGAGACUGGACACCUGCAUCUGUAUCUAGUCACUUGUGCUCUGCUGCCAGCAGCCAGCGAGAGAGCCCGCUCCGUGAUAGAAAUGAUCGCGGAGGAUGAAAGCAACGCGGUGGGACCUAACGUGAUAAGCAAGGAGGCGAUCACAGCUGGUGAAUGGGAGGUGAUGGCCAGGAAGAUAUGGGUAGACACAGCGAACCAGUUGGUGUACUUCGUGGGUCUCCGCGAAACUCCCCUGGAGCGCCACCUGUACGUGGCGCUGCUGUCCCCCCCCAGACCACAAACCGUCCAGCUGCUCACCACUGUGGGCCACUCUCGUACUGUAGACAUCGACGAGGAGUGCUCGAUGGCGGUGAUCACAUCUUCAAAUAUAAGCAGUGUGCCCGUCACGAGGGUGUACAGGAUCUGCACAUCACCAUCACCAAGGUUGUACCCUCUAGGUACCAUCACAGAUCGCACUCCUUCCGCUGACUCCAUAGAGGCGAGGUACAACGGCUCCUGGGAGAGCAGGUGUGAUGAAAGCGAUGAGACAGACGGUGAAACUAUAUCACUAGCCAGAGAACGAUCUCUUAGCAUAUCCGCAGUGCCGGCGCCGCAGAUCUACUCCACGCGGCUCUCGUGCGGCGCCACGGCCUACUGCACGCUCUGGCGCUGCGCCCGCCCCGGCCGCAGCCCCACCGUCCUGCAUGUGUACGGCGGGCCCGAGGUGCAGACCGUCACCAACAGCUACAAGACCGUCACCAACAGCUACAAGGUAACCGCUGCACGUGUACGGCGGGCCCGAGGUGCAGACCGUCACCAACAGCUACAAGGUAACCGCUGCGCGCUGCACGUGUACGGCGGGCCCGAGGUGCAGACCGUCACCAACAGCUACAAGCUACAAAGUAACCGCUGCGCGCUGCACGUGUACGGCGGGCCCGAGGUGCAGACCGUCACCAACAGCUACAAGGUAACCGCUGCUCGCUGCACGUGUACAUGGGCCCGAAGUGCAGACCGUCACCAACAGCUACAAGGUAACCGCUGCUCGCUGCACGUGUACGGCGGGCCCGAGGUGCAGACCGUCACCAACAGCUACAAGGUAACCGCUGCUCGCUGCACGUGUACAUGGGCCCGAAGUGCAGACCGUCACCAACAGCUACAAGGUAACCGCUGCUCGCUGCACGUUUACGGCGGGGCCGAGGUGCAGACCGUCACCAACAGCUACAAGAAAAUGAUGCUCACUGCCGGCCGACUAAUUUUGAUAAAAGGUAUCCGUCAACUCCGCAUGCAUAUGCUAGCUGCCCGAGGGUUCAAUGUCGUGGCGGUAGACUCUAGAGGGUCCAAGCACAGGGGCAGGGCGUGGGAGGCAGCCAUCAAAGGGAAACUUGGUCAGAUCGAGUUGGAUGAUCAGGUGGAAGUUUUGCAAUGGUUGGCGAAAGAGACUGGCUGCAUAGACAUGGAGAGGGUUGCGAUACAUGGGUGGAGUUAUGGCGGCUACCUGUCGCUGCUGGGGCUGGCGACCCGGCCCAACAUCUUCCGCGUGUGCGUGGCGGGCGCGCCGGUGACGUGCUGGCGGCUCUACGACACCGCCUACACCGAGCGCUACAUGGGCGCCCCCGCGCGCGCGCCGCACGCCUACACGCGCGCCAGCGUCCUCGCGCACGCGCCCUUCUUCCCCGACCAAGAAGGCAGGUUGUUAAUCAUCCACGGCCUGGCCGAUGAGAACGUCCACUUCUGCCACACUGCUGCGCUCACAGCUGAGCUAGUCAGGCUCGGGAAACCCCACAGAGUACAGGUAUACCCCGGAGAAAGGCAUUCACUUCGGGCGAUGCACGCAGCGAAACAUUACGAAGCGACAUUGUUACAUUUCUUACAUGAAAAUCUGUAG